This is a messenger RNA of Acanthosepion pharaonis, 2778 nucleotides long. The record is from the annotation of a GenBank genome assembly. Lineage: Eukaryota; Metazoa; Mollusca; Cephalopoda; Sepiida; Sepiidae.
AUGUUAGAUUCCGUCAAUAAACUACCACCUACUUCAUCCCCUGACAAUGAAUCCCUAAUUCAUGAUGAUAUUAAUAAUUAUUACCGUCUUUCUUUCUUUCUUUCUUUCUUUCUUUCUUUCUUUCUUUCUUUCUUUCUUUCUCACAAGAUCUCCCUCUAUCUCACGUUCACUCUUUUUGGCCUAUUGACAGGCGUUUUCUUCUUUCCUCUCCCGUUCUUUCAAUCAUUUUUCACUCUUUCUUUCUCUCCUUCUUACUUUUCAUUUCCUGAUAUAUUUACUGUUUUUCUCUAUCGUUUACCAACUUACACACCGACUUUAUCAACUAUACUUUUCUCAAUAUCUCUUUCUCUCUUAAUCUUGCUUGUACUCUCUCAUUCUCUCUCUUCAACUCGCUUUUACUAUCUCAAUCCCUCUUUCUCUUCAUCUUGUUUACAAUCUCUCAGUCUCUCUUUCCUCAUCUUGCUUGUACUCAGUAUUUUUCUCUCUUCAUUUUGCUUGUACUCUCUCAUUCUCUCAGUCUCUCUCUUUCUUUUCCUCUUGCUUGUACCCAGUCUCUCUCUUUCUUUUCCUCUUGCUUGUACUCAGUCUCUCCCUCUUUCUCCUCCUCUUGCUUGUACUCAGUCUCUUUCUUUUCCUCUUGCUUGUACUCAGUCUCUCUCUCUCUCUCUUUCUCUUGCUUGUACUCAGUCUCUCUCUCUCUUUCUCUUGCUUGUACUCAGUCUCUCUCUCUCUCUCUCAUCUUGUUUGUUUGUACUCAAUCUCUCUCUCUUUCUCUUGCUUGUACUCAGUCUCUCUCUCUUUCUCUUCCUCUUGCUUGUACUCAGUCUCUCUCUCUCUCUUUCUCUUGCUUGUACUCAGUCUCUCUUUCUUUCUCUCCCUCUUGCUUGUACUCAGUCUCUCUCUCUCUCUCAUCUUGUUUGUACUCAAUCUCUCUCUCUUUCUCUUGCUUGUACUCAGUCUCUCUCUCUUUCUCUUCCUCUUGCUUGUACUCAGUCUCUCUCUCUCUCUUCAUCUUGUUUGUACUCAAUCUCUCUCUUUCUUGCUUGUACUCAGUCUCUCAGUCUCUCUCUUGCUUGUACUUCUCUCUCCUCUUGCUUGCUUGUACCCAGUCUCUCUCUCUCUCUCUUUCUCUUCAUCUUGUUUGCACUCUCGCAGUCUCAUUCUCUCUCUACUCUUUUCUGCAGUUUUCUACUUUCUCUCUCUCUCUCUCUCUCUCUCUCUUACUUCCUUUCCCACCGCAUAUUUAACAAUAUUACUCCUCUACUCUCAGUCUCUCUCUUUCCCUCUUUCUCAUUUCUACAGUAUCACUCUGCCUUUUACUGUAGGUCUUCAUUCGGUCUCUCUCUCUCUCUCACACACACACACACACACACUUUUUCUCACACACAGCAUUUAGUAAGGUUACGCUUCUACUGGCGCUCACUCUCUCGUUUUCAACUCUAUAUACUUAUACUUUCUCACUCUCUCUCUCUCUCUCUCUCUCUCUCUCUCUCUCUUUCUUUCCACUAUUUUCUCCAAUAUCUUUUUACCUUUCACUACCGGUUCCCUCCCAUCUCUCUCUUUCUCAUUUCCUUGUUCAGACCAUAUUUAAGACGAUUACUGUUCUACUGGUCUCUCUUUCUUCAUUCUACACGUACUCCUACUCCCACUCUCUCUCUCUCUCCCUCUCUCUCUCUCUCCACUAGUUUUCUCUUGUAUCUCCCACACUCUCUUACUCACUUUCGUGACAUCUUCUCCUCACUUUACGUUCACAUUGUUUUUUUUUUAUUAACAAUUGGCUUCUUUGUUCCACACUUACGUUUUAACUGUUUUACUGAUUUUUUCUCCUUUUCCUUUGUAACAAUCUUUUUCUCUUUCUUUCUUUCUUUCUUUCUUUCUUUCUUUCUUUCUUUCUUUCUUUCUUUCUUUCUUUCCUUUCUUCCUUCUUUCUUUCUUUAUUUCUAUUCUAAUACAUUAAUUAAACGUUUUCUUUUUCUUGCUUUCUUUUUCUUUAUUCUCUCUCUCUCUCUCUCUCUCUCUCUCUCUUCCUUUCUUUCCAUUUUAAACUAUUUUUCCUUCAGUCUUCUUUGCUUUUUCGUGGUUCUAGAAAUUUAUUUAACGUUCUUUCUUUCUUUCUUUCUUUCUUUCUUUCUUUCUUUUAUUGUCUCUCUACUAACACUGUCUUUUCCCCCUACCUCUCUCAUAUCUUUUUGCUGUCUAUCUUUUUCGCUUUCGUAUUCUAUAGUUUACACUUCAGCCAUUUUCCUCUUCCCCAUUACAAACAUCUCUGUACUUAGCCAGCCCCCCCUGCCUUUCUUCUUCACUUCUCCCUCUCUUUAUUGCUCCCAAACCAUCUCUUCUUCCAACCUUCUUUCCCGUUUCCUUUCUACAAACUUUUGCUCAAAUUCACCUUCUUUACGUCUUCUCAAACUUUUCCAUCCCAUAAUGCUCGUAUCUUUCUAUCACUUCCUUUUUUCUUUUUCUCUAUUAAUAUCUAUCUAUCUAUCUAUCUAUCUAUCUAUCUAUCUAUCUAUCUAUCUAAUCUAUCUAUCUAUCUAUCUAUCUAUCUAUCUAUCUAUCUAUCUAUCUGUCUGUCUGUCUCUGUUCAUAUCAAAUCUAUCUAUAUAUCUAUCUAUCUAUAUAAAUGAAUAUUCUAUCUAUCUAUCUAUCUAUCUAUCUAUCUAUCUCUCUCUCUCUAUAUAUAUAUAUGUUUACAACACAGUCACUUCAUCUAUCUAUCUAUCUAUCUAUCUAUCUAUCUAUCUAUCUAUCUAUCUAUCACGGCUUGGUCCUAUCUAA